Messenger RNA from Penaeus monodon (black tiger shrimp), 1379 nucleotides. RefSeq names its product leukocyte elastase inhibitor A-like. Gene Ontology annotation, molecular function: serine-type endopeptidase inhibitor activity. NCBI's taxonomy places the organism in Eukaryota, Metazoa, Arthropoda, Malacostraca, Decapoda, Penaeidae. The record is from RefSeq and is a predicted model, not a curated record.
AGAAAAUUCGCAGGUGACUGACGGUAGUCUUUGUCAUAUAUAUAGUGUGGACCGGCUUUCUCCGUGGACAGACUGGAAAUCACAACUUGCCAUGAACCUGUUCGUGGCCUCGCUGCUGGCCGCACUGGCCGGCGCGCGCUCGCAGUGCAUCUCGCAGAACGACGCCAUGGCUCCCCCAGCGUCGCCGGACCUCACUCCUCUCAAUGACUUCGGCAUCAACCUCUUCAGGAAGGUCGUGUCUCCGUCGAAGAACUUCAUCUUCUCGCCCUUCAGCGUCUGGAGCGCCCUCACCCUAACUUACUUCGGCUCCAAUGGCAACACCAAAUCCCAGAUGGAACAGGUGCUUCGCUUGACCAACAGAGAAGACGUUCUGGCUACCUUCAAGGCCGUCGAAAACAUAUAUACUUCGAGAAACAACAAUUAUACCAUUGAUACAGCAAACAGAAUCUAUGCAACGGAAACCCUCACGCUGAAGGACUGCCUGCAACAGGUGUUCUCGGAUAAACUGAAAAUGUUAAACUUUAGCAACGUUGAUCUUGUAGUUGAAACCGUAAACCAGUUCGUCAGCACCACCACCCGUGGCAAGAUAACUUCGAUCGUGACACCCGACAUAGUCAAGGAGACCGCGAUGAUCCUUGUCAACGCCAUUUAUUUUAAGGGCUUUUGGAAACGGAAAUUCGAGGCGAAAGACACGAUUCCAAGGAAGUUUUUCAUCUCGGCAAAUGAACAUGUGAUGGUCGAUAUGAUGCACCAGUACGGAGAGUUCAAGUACGGCUUCUCCAAUGAGCUCGACGCCCAGGUCCUGGAGAUGCCCUACCGAGGGAACGGCGCCUCCAUGUACGUGUUCCUGCCGAAGGACAAGAAAACUGGCCAGGAGCUUGACGACAUGCUGGGGCGCCUCAACCCCGACUCGCUCGCCGCUGCCCUCCGUCAACUAGUAUAUGAAGAUGUGGUUGUUCGGUUUCCCAAGUUCAAAUUCGAUAGGCUCUCAAGGCCCUUGGCAUCACCGACCUCUUCUCCGGCGCCUCCGACUUAUCUAACUUUGCCCCCCGCGACAAGAUCGCCGUCUCGAGGGUGAUCCACAAGGCGGUGAUCGAGGUCGACGAAGAAGGCGCAGAAGCAGCAGCGGUGACGGCUGUCAUAGGCGCGGUCAUCGUCUCUAUCCAACCGCCUUCGCCGCCCGUCAAUUUCUUCUGUGAGCGCCCAUUCUUCUUCGCGAUCGUCGACACCAAGUUGAAUAACAUCCUCUUCAUGGGAACUUUCAGAAAACCUUGAGUGCAGACUGGGUUUUUUCGAAUUUCGGAAGGUGUUUUUUCUCCAAUCGAUUGAAAGUUUUGAUUGUUUAAUUUGAGAUUAACCUAAUGAAAACGUUUGAUUUG